Mizuhopecten yessoensis (Yesso scallop) is the source of this 858-nucleotide messenger RNA. RefSeq names its product PE-PGRS family protein PE_PGRS30-like. The coding region runs from base 1 to 858 and encodes 285 amino acids. NCBI's taxonomy places the organism in Eukaryota, Metazoa, Mollusca, Bivalvia, Pectinida, Pectinidae. The record is from RefSeq and is a predicted model, not a curated record. The transcript has a single exon.
AUGAAGACAGUAAGUACAGGUAAAGGGGGAGCACCAUGUUACGGCACUACAAUGAAGACAGAGAGUACAGGUAAAGGAGGAGCAUCAUGUUACGGCACUAGAAUGAAGACAGUGAGUACAGGUAAAGGGGGAGCACCAUGUUACGGCACUACAAUGAAGACAGAGAGUACAGGUAAAGGAGGAGCAUCAUGUUACGGCACUACAAUGAAGACAGAGAGUACAGGUAAAGGAGGAGCAUCAUGUUACGGCACUAGAAUGAAGACAGUGAGUACAGGUAAAGGAGGAGCACCAUGUUACGGCACUACAAUGAAGACAGAGAGUACAGGUAAAGGAGGAGCAUCAUGUUACGGCACUAGAAUGAAGACAGUGAGUACAGGUAAAGGAGGAGCACCAUGUCACGGCACUACAAUGAAGACAGUGAGUACAGUUAAAGGGGGAGCACCAUGUUACGGCACUACAAUGAAGACAGUAAGUACAGGCAAAGGGGUAGCACCAUGUUACGGCACUACAAUGAAGACAGAGAGUACAGGUAAAGGAGGAGCAUCAUGUUACGGCACUAGAAUGAAGACAGUGAGUACAGGUAAAGGGGGACCACCAUGUUACGGCACUACAAUGAAGACAGAGAGUACAGGUAAAGGAGGAGCAUCAUGUUACGGCACUACAAUGAAGACAGUGUGUACAGGUAAAGGAGGAGCAUCAUGUUACGGCACUAGAAUGAAGACAGUGAGUACAGGUAAAGGGGGACCACCAUGUUACGGCACUACAAUGAAGACAGAGAGUACAGGUAAAGGAGGAGCAUCAUGUUACGGCACUACAAUGAAGACAGUGAGUACAGGUAAAGGAGGAGCAUCAUGUUAA